AUGCGAUUUUCGCUCAAGUCCAAGAAAAGUAGAGCACCAAGUGCAGCAACGGCCUACGCUCCUUCAAAGUCUGCGUGCGAGGAGGUGGCCGCGGACGUAGUAUCAUCAGCUACUAGUUCAACGUUGGUAGAUGGAUGCCCAGCGGUGUUGGCUGAAUCUUGCAAAAAGGCUGAAUCUUGCAAAAAGGUUGAAUCUUGCAAAAAGUCCGAAUCGAAAACAGAUGCAAAACUAGCGAAAAUAGAAACUCUUUACGUCUUUAUCAAAUUCCAAUCGUUUGAUGGACUUUUCAAACCGACCACUAGUUUGUCGGAAUUUUUCUUACAAGGAAAAGGCAAUAAGCUCUUCCAAGGCAAAGAUCAAGAUUCCGCCUGGUCCACAUGUAUUGCUCUAGCGUAUUUUGAGAUUGUAAUGAAAGACUUUAAGGAAGAGUGGGAAUUGUGUUAUGAAAAGGCUAAGAAAGCAUUAGUUGGUUUGAGUGCGUACGACUCUGAUGCUAUUGAGAAGAUGAUUGAAGAAGCUCGAAAGUGGAUUACCGAGUGGUGUGCUUAA
This is a messenger RNA of Paraglomus occultum, 549 nucleotides long. NCBI's taxonomy places the organism in Eukaryota, Fungi, Glomeromycota, Glomeromycetes, Paraglomerales, Paraglomeraceae. The record is from the annotation of a GenBank genome assembly.